Molecule: messenger RNA, 2289 nt
Organism: Blumeria graminis f. sp. triticale
Lineage: Eukaryota; Fungi; Ascomycota; Leotiomycetes; Helotiales; Erysiphaceae
Source: the annotation of a GenBank genome assembly
UGUUACGACAGCACACCACGAGAUUGCACCAAAAAUAUCAAGCGCAAAAUUCGGCAGCCAAAGCCGCAAGCUUUCACAUCCUACGAUUCCAAAACCUAUGUUCCAGGCGGCGCGCCUUGUCUGAUGACGAUAGCAACACCCCUUCCAUCCCAUCACCCAUCUUUCUACAAGAUGGAGGAAAGGAAGAGGGCCGCAGGUGAUGACCUAGCACCUCCAAUGAAACGACAAGCCCUUAGCAGCAAAACCUCUGCGCACGAUGUGGAUAUGCCCUGGGCGAACGACCUAGAGCAAUAUCAGAAAGAUGCAAUAUAUCGACAGAUGCUCGAGUACAAGCGUGAAAAAGCCACUCUAGAAUCACAAUUAAAAGAUGUUCGUAAAAGGUCCCUUGAUCACGAUGACCACUUAAGAGUUGUGGAUGUUUGGUGGACUCAGUUACUGGAUGAAGUCAGAUUAUUAGUGGAGGACGAAGUGCCAUCAAAUGAAGAUAUUGACUGUCAAUUCCCGACGUCUCUCACUUUUAAGGGUGCAGAGGAAUUCGAAAAGCACUUAGCUGCCAGAAGCAAGGAUAUAAAAAAUAAGCUUGCAACGAUAUUCACCAAUAUAACUGCUGCUCGUGGACAACCGUCUGACGAGGUACAGAAACUACAGCGAAAGCUCACUGAUCUUUUAGCACGGCAGAAAGAGAGUGUUGUCAGGGUAGACAGGCUACGAGCAGAGAAGGAUGAACUAACCCAGAGGCUCGAAGAAUCCUCUCUCCGCUAUGUAAAGGCUGAGAAGAGGCUAGACCGCGCUAAGAGUGCAGCUGUAGCUAAAUUAGAGAUGCAAGCAAUAUCAGGAAAAAAUAAUUGUGGCUCAACCGGUAUAGGUAGCGAAGAUGCUGCUAAUGUGAAUGGCACACAAGAACAUUCCGAUAGAUCCAAGACAGCAUAUGAAGAAGCUCUAGCAAUUGUUGCCAAACAAAAGCUACAACUCGAAUCCGUCAACGCUGAAAAUAAGUUACUUGCUGAGCAACUCACUGCAGCAAGUACAAAGUUAUCUAGCCUAUCAGAAGAAGACUUUGCAAGGACUGACUUAUAUAAACAACUCAGGACUCAGCAUGAAGACGUUAUACGUCGUAUCAAUCACCUCGAGGCCACAAACAUACAGCUAAGAGAGGAAGCAGAGAGAUUUCAGGCUGAACGUACAGCGUAUCGUGUUGAAGUUGAAAAGGAGGCUGAAGUAACAAUUAGUGAACUCCAGAGCCAAUUACAACGAGUAGAGCAAGAUCUUAUUAGAAUAAGAUCUGCGAGAGAUGAGUUAACUGCAGAUUUAAGCAUCCGAAAGACCAACCAAGAACAAGAAAGGUCUACCAGAGAGCAUCUCAAAGAGGUUUCUGCCGCCAAGGAUGAUCGAAUUUCGUCACUUGAGCAAGAGAUAGAAAGACUACAAACACAAUUCAAUGAGCAAUCUAGUGGACCUAAGCAGAUACCUGAAUUAAAUGACCUCAGCCAUGAGCAACUUCGAGAGAAAUACGAAAGUCUUGAGCAUCAAUUCUGUGCUAUUAAUAAAGAGAUGCCAGCUCUACAAGCUGCCUGGAGAAAAAUGUCAUCACUUGUUUCAAAGAAAGUCUCUGAUAUAAAAGCAUUUGAAGAAAAGACUCAGAUCUUAUCUGCAGAGAAAGCUAAAGCAGACCAAAAGUAUUUUGCGGCUCGAAAAGAUAUGGACACUCGUAUUCAGGAAGUGAGAACUCUCAAGGCACAGAACUCUAAGAGCUCUGAAAUAAUUACUCAACUUAAGGACGUCGAAACAUCUAACCGAACCUUACUCAGUAAUCUAGAAAAGCAAUUAAGUGAUCUGCGUCAAGCUAACACAACCAUAAUAUCUGAGCAUAGGAAAUCUGACAUUGCUAGUCGAGAAGCCACUAGUAAAGCCGAGGUCCUCAAGAAUCAGCUUGUCGAACUAACAGCGAUUCUCAAAUCUAAAGACGUCAUUUGUUUGAAUAGCAAGCAGCGUAUCCAGAGUUUAGAACAAGAGGCAGAACAGAUGCGUGUAAAAUAUGAGGCUGCUCAAAAAGAGAAGGAUCAAUGGAGGGUUAAAAGUCAAAGUAAUCAAUCAGGAGAUGAGGAAAUGCUACGCUCGUUCGCACUAUGUACUAUAUGCCGAAAAGAUUUCAAAAAUACUGCCAUAAAAGUGUGUGGACAUACCUUCUGUAACAACUGUGUUGCUGACAGACUCGCCAAUCGUAUGAGAAAAUGUCCGAAUUGCUCAUGCGCGUUUUCCGCUAACGAUGUUAUGACAAUUCAUAUGUAA